CAGUAGAGUUCAGGAAGUGGCGCGUGAAGCAGCCUAAAUUCCUCGCGCAGGAGCGGGGGCUCGCGGAGGCCAUGGAUCACAUAGGGAUACUGGGGGCGCACCUGCAGCAGCACGCGCAAGUGGAGUCCAUUAGUUUCGGCAUCGAUCAGAUCCUCAGCAACGUGGAGCAAAGCUGCAUGUUGGGCACGAGGAUGCACGAGCCGGACUACGGACACCCGGCCUACAACAGCGGCGCGAGCGGCGGCGUGAACGGUGGUUUCACGUGCAACAACAGCGGAUAUAACGGCACCGGCAGCGCGUGCGGGAUGUCUUCCCUCGGCAGUGCUUAUCAGAUGAGCAUGGGCGUGAAUAUGAACGGUGCUAACGUCAACCCCGCCGGGGUCAUCCGUGUCCCCGCUCACCGGCCUCUGAGCGCCGGGAACUCUUCCAUGCCUGCGAUGAGCGGGACCAUCAACAACCUGACAGCGCUCACGUUCCCAUGGAUGGAGAGCAAUCGACGCUACACUAAAGACAGAUUCACAGUGUCCCUCUCACCCCUCACUGUAACACGUCGUGUAGGUCACCCUUAUCAGAACCGGACACCGCCGAAGAAGAAAAAGCCCCGGACGUCCUUCACCCGCCUGCAGAUCUGUGAGCUGGAGAAACGCUUUCACCGGCAGAAGUACCUGGCGUCGGCUGAACGUGCUGCGCUGGCCAAAGCACUGAAGAUGACCGACGCACAAGUCAAAACCUGGUUCCAAAACAGACGCACCAAGUGGAGACGGCAAACGGCGGAAGAGCGAGAGGCUGAGCGGCAGCAGGCCAAUCGGAUCCUCAUGCAGCUGCAGCAGGAGGCCUUCCAGAAGACGAUCAACCAACCCGUGACCCCGGACCCGCUGUGCCUACAGAACAGCUCUCUAUUUGCCCUGCAGAGCCUGCAGCCAUGGAACGAGAAUACCGCAAAGAUAGGCAGCGUAACUGCCUGCGAGUAGAAUCAGCACAAACCAUCUAGCAGGGUGUCUGAGAGACUGCUUAAUAGCAGAGAAACUGGCUAAAGCUUACAUGCAAGGUCAUGUCCCUGUUCUUGUUGUCACCCAUCUACUGUCAGAUAGACUUUGAAGCACCAUCAGACAGAGUCCCCCAGCACUACUCGCUCCUAAUGGGGAUCACAGUCUGAGGUGGAUUCUUCAGUGGUCUGGAGUGAAUCCAGCCCUGCAGACACCAAGGUUUAAUCUUUGGGAAUAAUUCGGAGGAGUACUGAUGGACAGUGUGACAGACUGGCAUCGAAGAGUUGUUGUAGCUACUGUAAUUUCCUAAGAGACUAAAUGAUUCAUGGCUAAAUAACGUAUUUUCAUAUGGAGUCUCUUACAAAAAGAAUAUGCUUCUGCAAUCAGUGUCUAUCCAACCCCUCACAGCAGUUUGUGAUGUGACUGCGACUUUUAAUCUGUUGACUUGUGUUGCUGGACACAAAUUUUCACCUCUUUGUGUUCCAAAUUAUCCUACAUUUGUCAUGCACACGAAAUGAAUUUUGGCUCACUGCAGCAUAAAAGAGCACUUAUUUUAUCACCUGAGAUGAAUAACAGCGAGAGUGAAAAGAGUAAACCUGUGUGUUUCACCCCGUCUUACUGUAGCUAGGCUAUAUAUGGUCAAAAAUCAUCUGAUUAAUGGGGGAACAAAUACCAUGGCACUUUAUAAGUACGUUUAACAAAAAACAUACUUUUCAUCACAGUUUAGCUCAUAUCACAUUUUCUUUUCUCUUAUUUUUGUAAAAGGGUUUUACAGACGGUAUUUUCCUAACUGUCACCUCUGUAAAGCAAAGGAUCUUAGACCUGACACCAAAAAACAAUUACAAAAAGCUGUCGUGUGUUCAUUUUUUGUCCACUGUGUGUGUAUGUGUGUGUGUGUGUGUAUGUGUCUGUGUGUGUCUGUGUGUGUGUGUGUGUGAUAUGCUUCAAAACAGCAAAAAGCUGUCUUCAUACACAGGAGGCAGUUACAUAUUUUGAACACUGACACACAUUUUCUUUCUGUGUAACGUAGCAUUUAGCGUGAAUGUCUCUUGAGCCUCAUCAUGAGAAUGAUGAUUGAAACAGCUGAUUGGAGAAAUAAUUAAUAACAACUAUGUUCAUUAAAAACUAAUUUAGAAUGAAGGAGAUAGAAAACCUCCCCACUUUAUGCCGUAGUUUUUCCCUGUGUGACACUCUAAUGGCUGAAGUGAAAAAAUAAUGAAUUUCUUUAAAUACUAUGAUCGUGUUAUGUUCUGUAAUUUAUGUAGAUCGAAUUCUCUUCGUGGGCUAUCGUUAAAGUAUCUCACUGUUUAUCAGUCAGUUCUCACAGCACUUCCAGAUACAAAUCAGGGGUUUGAAUUCUGUUUUGCUUAUUUGUUUUGUCAGACAGAUUUAGUUCUUUUCAUACAUUAGUGUAUAAACAAAAACAUAAAUGUGGAUAUUUUUCUGCUUUUUUUCACUGAUGCCAACAGACUGCAGAAGCAUGUUUGUGCGUGUAUACAUGUGUGAUGUGACAUUUGCCAGGACUGGUUUCUGAAAGGCUGAAGGAGAAUUUCAUCAUCCACUCAGAAAUAUCAGUGCUGAGCCACUGAAGCUGAUCCACACUGGUGCCUCCUGGAAUUCCUUUCCCCCAACACACACACACACACACACACACACACACACACACACACACACACACACACACACACACACACA
Molecule: messenger RNA, 2681 nt
Organism: Oreochromis aureus
Lineage: Eukaryota; Metazoa; Chordata; Actinopteri; Cichliformes; Cichlidae
Gene: tlx1
Product: T cell leukemia homeobox 1
Exons: 3
Coding region: 72-971 (299 amino acids)
Biological process (GO): animal organ development; regulation of transcription by RNA polymerase II
Cellular component (GO): nucleus
Molecular function (GO): DNA-binding transcription factor activity, RNA polymerase II-specific; RNA polymerase II cis-regulatory region sequence-specific DNA binding
Source: RefSeq, a predicted model, not a curated record